AUGCGAAGCAUCUAUUCGUGCGAGUUGCGGGGCGGCAGCGGCGCUGUGAUCCGGAACUCAGACUGGAGAGAGGUCGCGACGAGCUGGUCGGACAACCAGCCCUUGAACUCGCCAUUUGACGUCGCCGUGCGGCAGGAUGGCAGCGUCUGGUUCACAGACCCAUCGUACGCGGCCGCGCAGGGGGUGCGAGAUCCCCCGGUGCUGGGCGACUGGGUAUGGCGGCAUGACUCCGUGUCUGGCGCGAUGGAGGUUGUGGCGGACGGCUUCGUCAAGCCGAACGGUCUGGCCUUCUCGCCCGAUGAAGCCGUUCUCUACGUGACCGACACCGGCCAUGCGACUGGCCGCCAAGGCGCCGCAGCGACUGACCCGGGCACUGCGCGCUCCCGCCGCGCCUGGGCCUAG
This is a messenger RNA of Emiliania huxleyi CCMP1516, 402 nucleotides long. RefSeq lists its product as hypothetical. Bases 1 to 402 code for a protein of 133 amino acids. The record is from RefSeq and is a predicted model, not a curated record. NCBI's taxonomy places the organism in Eukaryota, Haptophyta, Isochrysidales, Noelaerhabdaceae. The transcript is spliced from 2 exons.